AUGGGUGCCGGAUUAAUAAUGGUGGAUAAGACGAAAUGGGUUCUCCAAACUUUUACGUCUUCUGCUGCUUUGUGGCAAGUGUCGUCACGAAGGGAAUCUGACAUGGUUAAUUUAUGGGAUUCAUUUAACCUGGCAUGGUUAAUUUGCCCGUUUGCAACGGGUCAGUUGAUUGCAGAUUGUUACGACCCUCUGGAUCCAAAUGGAAACAUUACAGUCUCCUUUGACAUAUUGCAGUAUACAUCUGAUGGCUAUGUGGCAAGAGUAACCAUCCAAAAUUUCUAUUUGUACCGGCAUGUGGACAAGCCUGGGUGGAGAAUUGGGUGGACUUGGUCUCAAAAUGAAGUUAUUUGGUCAAUGUCUGGUGCUUUUGCUACACAUCAAGGGAACUGUUCGUCUUUCAAGUUUCAGACACCGCAUUCCUGCAAGAAAUAUCCUGAUAUACUCGAUUGGAUGCCAGAUGCACUGCCACAGAACAGGUCAGAUGCUUGUUGCAAAGGUGGCAUACUUGAUGCCUGGGCUAUCGAUCCUUCAAAGUCAUUCUCAUCCUUUGAGAUGACAGUUGGCAAUUUAGGAGGAAAUUCCACUGGUUACAGGCCUCUUAACCUUACCCUACUUGCUCCAGGACCAGGUUACACAUGCAGCCCAAUCGUCGAUACUGAUCCUACAGUUUCUUCAGUCAUCGGUGGUAGAAGAGAGGAGCAAGUUUACAGGACAUGGAAAUCAACAUGCACAUUCUCGAGUUAUUUGGCUAACAAGACGCCAGUCUGUUGUGUUUCACUCUCAACAUUUUACAAUGCUGCCAUUACUGCAUGUCCGAACUGCAGCUGCGGAUGCAGGGAAGCUGAUCAGAGUAGAACACUGUGCACAAGUCAAGGCAUGUCUCCCUCAGAUUUGGUGAGCGAUACCGAUAUACUCCAAUGCACUGACCAUAUGUGUCCUCUUCGGGUUCACUGGCAUAUUAAGAACAACUUCCUGGAUCACUGGAGGGUCAAACUGACAAUCUCCAAUUACAAUCUGGGGAGAAAUUACUCAAACUGGAACGUGUUGGUUCAGCAUCCAGGUUUUAGCCAAAACAGCACCAGUUACAGCUUCAAUAGCAUAGUUCUUCCUACUAUUGGUGUUCCAGAUGAGGUUGCUCUCUUCUGGGGUAUUGAAUACUACAAUGACGAACUGCUACAAGCAGAUAAAGUGCAAGUGGGUUCAGUUACCACAGAGAUUCUUUUGCGCAAGGAUAUGGAUUCAUUUACUCUUCGAAAUGGAUGGGCUUUUCCUAGAAGAAUCUAUUUCAAUGGUGAGAACUGUGAGAUGCCUCUUCCUGAUACUUUCCCAAUGCUGCCAAAUGGGGGCUCCAGGAUAGAUCCUCCUCAUUGGAGUCUGCUCCCAAUUAUGGUAUAUUUAACUUACAAAAUAUCUGGUUUUCGGUUUUGA
This is a messenger RNA of Coffea eugenioides, 1428 nucleotides long. RefSeq names its product COBRA-like protein 1. Gene Ontology annotation, cellular component: plasma membrane. The transcript is spliced from 6 exons. Lineage: Eukaryota; Viridiplantae; Streptophyta; Magnoliopsida; Gentianales; Rubiaceae. Gene Ontology annotation, biological process: cellulose microfibril organization; plant-type cell wall cellulose biosynthetic process. The coding region runs from base 1 to 1428 and encodes 475 amino acids. The record is from RefSeq and is a predicted model, not a curated record.